AUGCUGGAGCUCCAUCGAGGGCGAUUCGUGACGUGGACGCCGAGCCCGGUGACGGCGCUCGCGACCGCGCGCGGUGGCGCCGUCGUCGCGUGCGCGCGCGAGAGCGGCGCGAUCGAGGUGUACGACGCGCGGGAUUGGCGGUGCGUCGCGCGCGUCCCGGGAGAUGGCGUCGGUGGGACGAGCGCGUUGGCGUGGGUGGAGACGUUUGAGACGGAUGGGGACGGAGGCGGGGCGGCGCGACGGGGACGGAGCGCGUUGGUGAGCGCGUCGUUGGAUGGACGGGUGCGCUCGUGGGAUUUGGAGAGUGGACGGGUGACGAGUGAGGUGGACAGUCACGGUGGGGCGAUUUGGGCGCUCGCGGCGAAGCCGAGAGGGCGGGGGGGGGAGGCGGAGACGGCGCAGUUGUUAGCCGUCGCGUGCGACGACGGAUGCGCGCGAUUGUUAACCAUGGUUGGUGGUGACGGCGUCGGGAGUGGGUUGACGCACAAACGCGCGUUCUUGCGCGUGCAGGGACGGUUGCUGUCGUUGGCGUGGCAUCCGAGCGAGGAGUUGCUCGCGUGCGGGUCGUCGCGAGGCACGGUGCACGUCAUGGAUUGCGUCAACUUUAACGAGAUGCGAAGGAUUUCGGUGUGCAACGUCGCGUACGGCGCUCACGGGAUCUUGAACGCCACGGACGAGAACUGUGUGUGGGCGCUGACGUACUUACCGGACGGGACGCUCGUUUCUGGGGACUCAGACGGCGCGGUCACUUUUUGGGACGCGAAAUUUGGCACCGAGUUGUCGAGGCACCAGCAGCACAAAGCGGACGUUCUCGCGCUCGCGGCGACGCCGAGUGGGAAGAAGGUUUUCGCCUCGGGCGUGGACUCUCAGUUGGCAGAGUUUGAAAAGCUCGAUGAGCACUUGGAGAAGGAAGAGGGAUACAAUCAAUGGACGUACACGACGAGCAAGCGGCCUCAUACGCACGACGUGCGAGCGCUCGUCAUGGCGGCGACGAGUUCGGCGGACGAGGAUGGGAUCCUGAUAUCGGGUGGUAACGAUGCGCAGUUAUUAGCGUAUAACGCGGGUUUAUUCAGAAAGCAGCACCCGGUUCGCGUGGUGAGUGUGCCGCAGAGGACGCCAAUUUCAAUCACCGGCGUCGGCGGACCCAAUCCGCCCUUGUUACUCGCUGAACACGCGCAGUGGCUCGACGUGUGGCGAAUCGGUGAGAGUCGUAAGCGCGCUGAUAAGAGAGAGGGCACGAUGAAACUCGCUGCCGCGCCGGCGCACGUCCUACGCGCGGAACUGGCCGGGACUCGGCACGUGUUGUGCUCGGCAAUUUCUCCGAACGGUAAAAUGAUCGCAGUGAGCGACGUUCAGACCCUUCGCUUGUUUGAAAUUCAGUCACCGAAGGACGAUAAUGAUGACAUGACGUGGAGUAUAACACGUCAAGAUCCUCCAGCUGGGGUGACGUCGGCGCGACUUCUCGCGUUUGCUCCGGACGGCAAGCACCUCGCCGCUGUGUCUCACGCUGGUGCGGUGAACAUCAUCGACCUCGAGUCCUGGACACUGUGCGACGUGCUGAAGUCGCACUUGCCCAAGCACACUGCGGCUGCAACGGCGCUUGCCGCGGCGAUUCGUCACACGGGUGAAGGAGACGACGUGGUCACGGUGAAGGACAUCGCCGUGCCCGUGGUGAACCACGUGCAAGUGAGCGGCGAUAACCAAUGGCUCGUUGUCGUCACCGCGCGCGGAGCGAACGAGACCGACCGCGCCGUCGAUGGAUUAACACAGACCAUUGGUGGUGGUGUGCACGUGUACAACUUCGAUACAAUGAAGCUUCACGUGUCGUUGCCGCCGCCGAAGACUCACUCAUCCUGGCCUCCGAUUUCUGCCGUCGCCAUCAGCUCUGGGGGUGUCUUAGCUCUUGCCGGUCCCUCCAAUGCGCUAUUCACGUAUGACAUCGAUCAAGUGAAGCCGACGAAGUGGAGUGCGGCGUUGUUCGAAGCUGGCGUCGACGCACCCACGGCGCUGCGUGAGAUGCCUGGACAGAUUUGCGGCUUGAGCUUUGAUCCCAAAUCGAAGAAAUCUGUAUUGCUGGCGCACACGCCCACAGCGAUCGCGCGUGUCGAUUUAAGCGCUAAGAUUACUGACGAUGCGACGUCGACAAACAAGAAAAAGCGACGCAGGGAGCGUGAACGUGGUGCGCCCGAAAAUUAUGCCACUGCGGAUGCUCCGGGAGGUAUUCGUGUCGUCAAGCUCGAUAACCCGUGCCUGUACUUGGGCUACGCCGGCGUAAAUAAGGCGCUGCUUAUCGAGCGACCAUGGGCGGAUGUGCUGAAGUCGAUGGCACAACCAUUGUACAGACACAGAUUCGGGACGUGA
Molecule: messenger RNA, 2361 nt
Organism: Ostreococcus tauri
Lineage: Eukaryota; Viridiplantae; Chlorophyta; Mamiellophyceae; Mamiellales; Bathycoccaceae
Product: WD40 repeat
Exons: 1
Coding region: 1-2361 (786 amino acids)
Biological process (GO): meristem maintenance; meristem growth
Molecular function (GO): protein binding
Source: RefSeq, a predicted model, not a curated record